This is a messenger RNA of Morchella sextelata, 903 nucleotides long. RefSeq lists its product as uncharacterized. The coding region runs from base 1 to 903 and encodes 300 amino acids. NCBI's taxonomy places the organism in Eukaryota, Fungi, Ascomycota, Pezizomycetes, Pezizales, Morchellaceae. The transcript has a single exon. The record is from RefSeq and is a predicted model, not a curated record.
AUGUCCCCCCAUACUAUGCUCAAGAUCGAUGGCCAUGUUUUCAAUGUCCCCACCGACACAGUCAAAAGCAUCUACUUCAUCCGUAAGCAGGCAAUCACCUCGUACCGCGCCGUGGCAGACGGUAAACCAACCCCACGGGACCUAGCAUUUCUCUUCGGUACUGUUACUAUGAGUAGUCGGAAACGCAAGCAUGCUAUCUUUGUGGAAAGUGAGGCGGAGGACGAGGAGGAGGAAGAUGAAGAAGAAGAGUUGGAGGAAGAAGAAGUGUUAGAGGGGGGAGAAAAAGAGUUGGAGGAAGGAGAAGAGUUGGAGGAAGAACAGUUGGAGGAAGAAGAGGUGGUGGAGGGGGGGGGAGGGUUGGAGGAGGAUGUCGUGAUGAAGGAAGAAGAAGAGUCGGAGGAAGAGGAAGAGUUGGAGGAAGAAAGGGUGGUGGAGGAAGAUGAGGAAGAUGAGGAGGUAGACGAGAACGAGGACGAGAACGGCAACGACUGCAAUGACAGCAACGAUGGCAGCUACCGGGAGGGUCCCUCAAGGUCGCUCGAGAUACGGGGGGGACAAACACGAAAUAGGGAGGCUACUGCACUCAGGAAGAAGCUCUUAUCCGGAAGAAAUGAGAAUAUGUUUGUGGGAGAUUUCAAAAAUUUUCACGAUGCCCAAGAAACAACUGGCCUCAGUUAUAAGUGGCUACGAACGAGAUAUAUUGAAGGACUGCUUAAGAUUGAUGGCCGCUUGGCUAAUGUCACGGUGAUGAAUGGGAGGGAGCGCUGCCGCGGCUGUAUCAAUGCCAAGCCUUGGGAUGGGGCGGUUUGUAGGGUCCUUGUGAGGCAUGGUGGUAAUGCUAUUCGUGGCGCCAGGUGUGGAUAUUGUCUGAAGAUUGGGAAAGGUUGUUAUUUCGACAAUUAG